AUGGCACGCCAACGAGCUGCCCGAUUGUGGGCAUGUCUCGCCCUAGUGGCCUCGCUUUGCGGAAACGCAUUGGCCGUGGGCCCGUCCCAUGAUGUUGCCUACUGCGCUGCCGUUAACACGGCUGACCCUGACAUGGACGCGAACGAGAGCGACUUCCAGUCCAUGGGUCUCUGCUACCAAACCUGUGCUGGUGCCGAGGAGCAGUAUGCCUUUGCUGUGGUUUGGCAAAAGAGUUGUUGGUGUACCAACACCGUACCCAACUCAGCCGAUACCGUAUCGGCCAAACAAUGUUCAAAUUCUUGCCCCGGAUAUCCUACAGAUUGGUGUGGAGGUGACUCCCUCUUCGGAUAUCUCAAAAUUACGGGCGUCAAGCCGUCCAGCACGGCCGCGCCAGCAUCAACCAGCACCACCCAGCAAGUCACCAAGGCGACGAGCAAACCCGCGACUAAGUCUACGACUACAGCUGUGAUCAUCAAGACUGAGACUGAGCAGACCACUGCGAUCAAGACUGUGCAGAGCACGGUUCGAGAAACAGUGACUGUGAUUCCCUCGGUGAAGUCUUCGGUGACUACUUCCUCAACCGGUGUUUCUUCUUCCACCACUUCUUCUUCCACCACUUCUUCUUCCACCACUUCUUCCACCACUCUCGUCACUUCUGCGACACAAGCUACCGAUGACCCCGUUACAACAGAUCCGACGCAGCCAAGCACCCAAACCGUCACUGUCGGCGGAACAGUAAAAACCGUGGUCGUCACACCAGCCCCAACUGCCACCAGCGGAGGUCAACUUGCCGAACCGGAACCCAAUGAAAAGAAGAAGGCAAUCAGCACAGGAGCCGCCGUGGGAAUCGCCAUCGGUGUCGUCGCAGCUCUCGGAAUUAUCGGCGUUUUGCUCUGGAUUUGGUGCAUGAGGCGCAGGAGGCAGAAGGAAGAGAACGGUUCCUCAUUCGGCUCGCCACGCGGAAGCUCUUCGGGAGUGAUGAAGGGCGCCACAGUCACCGAAACUCGCUUUGGGCCCGAUGUAAUAGCAUGGGGGGAUGGCCCUGGAUCCAAGAGGAGGAGCACCUUGAGGCCAGUCGACCCACGCUUGAACCCGUACGGCAACGCUCUGUUCGAAGGCCAAAACAAGAGCCGCGAAAGUAUCGCAUCAUUCCAGGACAACCAGGACUACUCAAGACGAGUUGUCGGCCAGCCGCGGGUACUGAGGGCCGUAAACCCGGAUCCAGUCAUGGACGAAUGA
Sordaria macrospora k-hell is the source of this 1239-nucleotide messenger RNA. RefSeq lists its product as uncharacterized. Lineage: Eukaryota; Fungi; Ascomycota; Sordariomycetes; Sordariales; Sordariaceae. The record is from RefSeq and is a predicted model, not a curated record.